This is a messenger RNA of Camelina sativa (false flax), 531 nucleotides long. RefSeq lists its product as uncharacterized. The record is from RefSeq and is a predicted model, not a curated record. NCBI's taxonomy places the organism in Eukaryota, Viridiplantae, Streptophyta, Magnoliopsida, Brassicales, Brassicaceae.
AUGAAAAAAUCCUGGCCGUCAAGGUUCGAGGCUGAAAGCAUGACAAUUUCUUUCGAUGGAAGAGACCUAGAAGGUUUGGAUUUGCCGCACAAUGAUCCGCUGGUCGUCAAACUCUUGAUUGGCGAAAGCAAAGUGACAAGAAUAUUGAUCGAUACCGGAAGCUUGGUCAACGUCAUCUUUAGAGACGUCUUGGCAAAAAUGGAAGUUGGCGAAAACGACAUCGUGCCAGAAUGUCACUCUCUAACGGGCUUCGACGGGGAUCACCUUAUGUCAAUCGGCACCAUCACUCUACCAAUCUUUGUUGGAGGGAUAGCCAGAUACUUCCGGUUCGCGGUUAUCGACAAACCUACGAUCUAUAAUGUCAUCCUUGGAACCCCGUGGCUCCACAAGAUGAAAGCCGUCCCGUCAACGUAUCAUCAGUGUGUUAAGUUCCCAACUUCAAAAGGAAUAUACACGCUGUGUGACAACCAGCAAACCGCAAGGGACUGCUUCUUAAUUGAGCAUAAGAUUCGCACCGGAAAGAAAUUAUAG